Messenger RNA from Durusdinium trenchii, 10107 nucleotides. NCBI's taxonomy places the organism in Eukaryota, Dinophyceae, Suessiales, Symbiodiniaceae. The record is from the annotation of a GenBank genome assembly.
AUGACCGAGAAGGACAAGGACACCUCUUUGAGGUGCCAUUGGGAUGGAGACUUUGCUACAUGGCCGGACUACGUGAGGAAAGUCCGGCUGGCUUUCGAGAAGACCCGUCGUCGCAGGCGGGCACAGCUAGGACCCGACUUAGUGUCCCAACUGUCGGGCAGGGCAUGGGUUGUCACCCAAGAGAUCGACUACAAGGCAUUGACACAACCCAAUGGAGCCCGCUACCUGAUCACGUUCCUUGAGGAGCGCCUCGCCCGCGUUCCAAUCCCGGAUGCGGGAUCUCAAGCAGAAGCACUACUUCUUCGCCUUCGACGAGUACCAGGAACUUCAAUGGCGACCUGGUGUGCGCAGGUGAGAGAGCAGUAUAGAAAGCUGCAGAGAGCACUUCGCCGUGCUCGAGGAGAUGCGGUGGAGUUCAAGCCUGGUGGAGCUCCGUCGCAAGCUUCCUCGAAACCCCGCUCCAGUCCGGAGCCUGCAGCCGAAGAAGGAACAGAAGAAGAAGAAGCACAACGUGCUGAUGAAGAAGAAGCUGAACCUCGUUCACCUACCAGGCCAUCCUCCUCCAAGGGUGGCAAGUCGAAAGGCAAAGGAGAUGACCUUCGCUCUCCCUCUCGUGGAUCUCGCUCUGAUCCUUCCGACAGUGAAGAUGAACAAAACGACAACUUUUGGGAGGACCUGGACACUGGUUUGCCUGAGGUCCUGCCUAGUGAGUUGCUAGGUUGGAUCAUGCUGCGGAAGUCAUCUUUGAAUGCUGCUCAACGUCUCAACGUUCUCUCCAGCAUAGGAAACUCCCUCAAGGCCGAUGACAUCGAGAAGGGCUUGCGAGGAGCUGAGGACGAACUUCGUCUUGUGGAAAAGGAGAGAGAAGGAAGACCAAAAGGGUCUGGCAAAUCCAAGCAUCGCCCUUCGUUCUGGGUGGAACACCAAGGUGAGUGGGGCUUGCUGCUCACCUCUGAGUGUGAUGAUGAAGACCUCCUGGAAGGUGACAUCCACUGGCUGGGAGGACUACCACAAGACCAAGUCUUUCAGACCACUUCCUGGGAGACUCCUUCGGCACCACCGCCGGCAGUUGAAGAGACGUUUAUGAGUGAUGAUGGAUUCUGGGGAGCUGACCCCUCGAAUCCUGGAGCAUACCUGUGGUGGAACCUUGAGGCCGACGGCGAGUACUACCACUGUGACUCCCAUGGCACGUUUUGGUCAUGGUCUGAGGCCGAUGUUUGGAAUGAUGUGCUCUGGAGCACGCCUGAAGAAUCCAAGCCCAUCGUGGAAGCCUUUGCAGCCUAUGAGGAGAAGAUGCGCUCCUUCCAAGAAAGCCGCAGAGCAUCUGCAGCAAAGAAUGCUUCCCGUGGUUUCUUCCCCAAGGGCAAGUUCAAAGGAAAAUCCAUGUUUGGCAAGAAAGGUGGAAAAGGUAAAGGCUUUGGAACUCGCUUUGCAUCUUCCUCAACCUCCUCAUCAUCCCCUUCGGUGAUGGCAGUGCAAGGCGGUGGCAAGCCUGGUUCACCAGGCUAUCAGGGUUGCUUCAUUUGCGGAGCAAAAGACCAUGACUAUCGCUCCUGCCCCCGACGAUCUCGUCCUGGUGGCAAGGGAGGAAAAGUGUUCAUGGUGGCUGAAGAAGAAGAGCUCAUGGAGACCUUCGCCAAGAGCUCGGCUCAGAGCUCCACGCCAAAGGAGAAGAAGGGUCCGAAAACCAAGGAAGCCUUCACCGAGAAGUACGACACUUCUCGCACGGUCCUGAGCGACCCCAGGGACCCUCGCACCCUUGGCCCGCCGUGCAACGGCCAACACGAGCCGGCACCAGCCUACAAAGGCCCGGUGACAGGGAGCAAUGGACAUGCCAGCUGGGUCGGAUGCCAACGGUGUCAACUACGCUUGAGCUACACCCCGGCGUUCGGGGCAACAGGAUUGCACCGACAAGCAGGGCCGAUUCCUCAAGACACCAAGAAGCAAGUCGAGGAAUUGGGAGAGAAAGCACCAUACAACCCGCUGAUGAAGAGUCAAGCCAUAGGCUUGGAAGGUGCAGAACGCUCCCUCCUGACCAAGCUCGACAGCGUCCGAGCCCGCAAAGCCGCAGCAGGGUAUGGCAACCUCACGCCGACCACCAAUGCCACAUCGAGUCCUCAGAGUCCCGCCAACCAGACUCAGCCGAGUCCGACCGAGGUGGCAAGUCCGACCGACGUGGAGACCCUUGGCACGGUUCCUGGGAGCAAAUCCCGGCGAUCAGAAACAGCACCCGAGGAAGCAGAGUACGAGGAUCGCUCAAACCGUGCAGAAGAGCCCUACAUGUCUGAGAACUCCGAGGGUGACUUGGCUCUUCGUGGUGGCACCUUCAUGAAUUCGAAUGACCAGGUUCCCAAGAAUGAACGGAUGUUCAAGAAUGCCCAAGCUCCACCGAAUGUCAAGGUCCCUCCGAACUUGUUCAAGUCUGACUAUGCCUCCGGCACUAAGGAACAGGAAGCAUUUGAAGAUUCACUUCCUGAGGGACGACAUGAUGGAGAACCUGGCGGAGAAGAUCGCACUAUGACUCCCUUCCCGAAGAAGGAGUUUGCGAUGGUGGUGGAGAGUAUGAAUGAGCUGGUUGAAGAAAGUGAUAUGAUCUUCAAAGCUCAUGGAGGCAUCUCAUCCUUGCAGCAAUGGGACGUGAUGGAACUUUGCUGCGGUCCUCAAAGCCAACUUACAGAAGAAGUUUUGAAAGCUGGAGGACGAGGAGGUCGCAUCGGACUCCACAACAACUGUGACCUCACCAAAGAAGAAGGCGUCGAAAAGGCCCUCGAACUUCUCAAGGCUCAUCGUCCUCGUUGGAUUUGGGCCAGCUUUCCUUGUGGUCCCACGUCAGCAGUUCAAGCCUUGAAUGAAAGGACGCCUGAAGGAAGAGAGAAAAGUGUCUUUAGGAAAAGACAUGCGAGAAAGGUGCUUCGAGGUGGACUUCGAGUACUACAUGAACACCUACGAAUGGAUGGUGAAAUCGUGUGGGAAUGGCCCAGGUUCAACAAAGCCUGGAAACUGCCAGAAGUGCAAGAGUUUUGGCAUGCACUUCAGACGGCUGGCAAGGCCUAUGAGAUCCUGGCUGAUGGCUGCAUGUUUGGUCUCUCCUCACCAGACGGGCCAGUGAAGAAACCCUGGCGCUUCAUGGUGACUCGAGAACACGCCCUAAAAGGUCUUGCUCGGCAGUGUGAUGGAAGUCACCACCAUGUGCCAUGCCUUGGCGCCAAUGCCAGAAACUCUGCCUACUACACCCCACAGCUGUGUCGGGUAGCCGCCCGAGGAAUGCUGCAGACCUCCGAGCUCAUCGGAGGCAUCCAAGAAGUUGAACCUGACCCUUCUGUUUUGGAAAAGCUCACACCUCAAGAACUUCAGCAUCUCAUGGAAUCGGUGUUGAAACUUCAUCGACUGUGCGGCCACCCCAACAACAGAGCUUUGUUGAAGCUUCUCCGAGCUCGAGGAGCCUCUGAAGAGUUGAAAGCGGCUGCACUUCAACUUGCCUGCCCGGAAUGCCAUGAAAGCAAAACUGCCUCUCCGACCGUCAAGGUAUCAUUGGAGAGGGAAGAUGUGAUUUGGAAGACGCUGCAGAUGGAUGCAUUUUUCUUUCGGCAUCGAGGGCAAGUUCAUCAUUUUCUUUUGAUGUUGGAUGAAGCUAGUUCUUUUGCAGUGGUGAAAGAAGUGAAGGUUCAUCCUGCUGAAGAGUCCGAGAACAUCACCACCGCAGAGGUAAUCACCACCCUGGAAGAAAGCUGGAGCCAGAUCUUUGGCUAUCCCUCUCGCUUGAGGUGCGAUGCUGAAGGUGCCUUUCGUGGCACUGAUUUGGCCAUGUGGUGCAGCGAGAGGGGCAUAGACAUGAUCCACGUUCCUGCUGAACAUCAUCAAGCCACAGGAGCUGUUGAGAAGGCCAUCGGUGAGUUGAGAUGGAAGAUGGAAAAGUUCUUGCGCAAUGAACCCAUCGAGCCCAAGAGAGCUGCCUUCGCGAUGACUCAAGCCCACAACCAUGUGACUCGAGUUGGUGGAUAUGCGCCGGCACAAUGGGCCUUCGGCAGAUCCGAAAAUGUGACCAUCAACGUCGCGGCAGCCAGCUCAGAAGGCAUCCCUGGUCAUGAGAUGGCCGAGAACUUGAGACUUCGCAUUGAGGCCCACUGUGAUCAAGUUCGACAUGGCAGUGAACGAGAGCUUCUGAUAGCAAACGCCUCAGGAACAAUGGCCAUGCCUUGGACCUUCUCCAUGAUGAGCAACUCUCUCACCAAGGGCGCUUUUGAAGAUCUCACCUCCUCCAAGGCCGAAAGAUUCGAAGCCAAGAGAAGACAAACCUUUCGCCCACCGGUACCAGAGAGAAAACGCCAGAAGCAACAAGAAGAAGAUGAAGUACAAGAUGAUGCAAUGAGCUCAUCCUCUGAAGAGCUUCUUCCCGAUGAGGUGCAUAUGGAUCCCACUUUGAAAGAAGGAAUGCACCCUGAUGACUCUGAUGACCUAGACAUCGAACGGCUGCUUUCUGAUCCGACCUACAUGCCUCUACAUCCCGUUGUCCCACCAGAUGUGAAAGAGGCAAGAGGAUCUGAUGAUGUCGAGUUCCGGCAGCAGCGAAAACGCCAUGAGCAAGAUGAUCGUCCUCACCAUGCCAAAUUCCCCAAGAAGUACAAGAAUCCAGACUUGGCCAGUGCUGCUGAUUUGAUGAAGACCUUCAUGAUGAAGGGCCAGCUUUGGAACGUGAAGUAUGACCCGGGCUUCGUAGCGGCCAAGAAGAAGCGCCGCCUGAAUCCUGAGAGUCAAGAGCCUGAGCCUGAACUCAUCGAAGAUGAGUCUUGGCACACCUUCCAGCGGCGGCAGGUGCUUGGAAAAAGGCAGAGCGCUAGCAGAGCAUACUUUGUGAUUGUCACCACCUUGGUUUACUUCCCCUUCGGCUGGAGUGGCUGGCAUUCGGGAGGGCUGCCCUGCCACGGCAAGGCCAUCUUCAAGAGUGGCUUCCCUGCCGUGUUCAGCACUGCCAUGGGUGGGGGUGGCCUGCGACAUGCCUCGGUGAUCGCUUGGCCCCAGAGCUGCGGCGGCAGCGGCACCAUCGUGCAGCUGGCGUAUGGCUGCAGCAUCGAGCAUCAGAUCCGUGGGGACUAUAACCCGGCCUUGCGGCAGAGCUUCGAGGCUGCCUACGACCCCAGCAUCCAGCGGUUGCUGAACGUCUUAGCCGAGACGAUUGAUGAGAAGAGCUCCCUCAGCGACAUGCGCCAGGUCUUGGAGCACUUGGACCCCGAGCCGGCCAUCAAGGAGCUCCGGCGAAUUCGGUGCGCGCCGGUGGGCGAUGCCGGAAGACGGUGCGCGCCGGGAGCAAUUCGUUUGGAGCGCUGUCCAGUCGCGCCGGAGCGGCAUCUCGCUGUCCACAGGGAAGCUUUACAAGGUGAUUUGAUCAAUAGGUUUUUGGUUUGUGUGCCCGGCGCAGCCUGGCACAAAAAGCCAGACAGACGGAAGCUGCCUGCUGGAACGUUGGAAAAGCCAGUUUCUCUUUUGGUCGCUGCCUGCAACUCAGAGCUGCGCACUGAGGUUGAUCCACAGUUGCUUACAAACGUUUGGAUAGGCUGGUUGAGGAAAGAGCUGCGCGUAGAGCUGAACUUUUCUCUGGCCGAACAGGCUACCAUUGAGUUUGUCAGCAAGGAUACCGAGGAGCCAUGCUUACCCUUUGCAGAAGCGUUGAUCUCUGCAGCGGAGGAAAAAUUCCAGAUUUCUUCUCCCAGUCCGGAGGUCGUCCAACAGCAGCGCCUGGAUCGCCUCGAGGAAAAAUUCGAGGAAGUUCAGUCAGGCAUUGCAAAGCUACUCAGCCUGCAAGAAGGCAAAGACGGUGCUGGAUUUGCCACGGCUGCCGAAGAGCACCUCCGAGAUACACCAAAGCCGUCACCGAAGCCAAAGCAGAAAGCCCGCUCGGUCAACCCCCCUCCCGGGCUUGCAAAACUGCACACUUAUCCGGGGCUGGACCCAACAAUUGUGGCAGCGGCGCGUCAAGCUGGCGACGAAGAAGAAGAAGAGGUUGCAGACCCCGAGCCCAAUACGGGCGACCCUGUGACGGAUGCGCUGGUGACUUUGACUCAGAUUGUCAAGAACAUGAACAAGAAACCCGAUUCCAAAGCAUCUCUCGAGGAUGCUCUGGACCAAGUCGGCUCCAACGCCGCGUCUGGAUCGGGAGAUGUCUCAACAUCGAUGGGCAGAAAGCAUGCGGCAGCCCGUCGUGCUUUGCACAAGGCCUUCAUGGAAGAUCCGGCUCAGAUCUGGCGCAGCAUCGAAAGCAACAUGUCUCAGGAUUUCAACUUGCAGACCGCGAUGCCAAACGCGACUUCUGCUUUUUCUGCCAGGGGCUGGUGCGAGCACAGGUCAAAGAUCCAGCCCUACAUCCGAACUUGUCGUUGGGUGUGGGGCAUUGCUGGAAUCCUAGACGACUUGCGUUUGAACCUGGUGGACAGGGCAAGAGCACGCGCGGGGCUGCUCCUGGCAGCUGCCGAGCAGGAAAGCUUGGACCAUGGAAGUUUUCUUCUCAGUCAAGAAUUUCUGAUGGAGCCAGCAGUUCCGGUGAGCAGUUUUCAGAAUCACCAUCUUCCCGAGCCAGUGGAAAUGGCAACGACCAGGCUGUUGGAUCCUCGUUGGAUCGAAGCUUUUGCGGAUCGGCUCAAGCAGCUCGAUGCCUAUGUCGAGAUGCGCAAGAAGUUGAACAUCGAGUCUCGCGGAAGCCUAGCUACCAACCAAGAUCUAGGUGCCAACGCCAGCAGUAUUAGAAUUCAAUCCAUCUGGCACUCCAUCACUCGCCAGAUUUUUUGCUCGAAGACUCCGUUUGGGAGCUUCUACCAAGCCAUGUUUACGAAGCCGAGAGGAGGUUUGAAGCAAUCUCCUACGGCGCCACUUUGGCCCAUGCCAUUGCCUUACCAUUUUGGCAGGCAGAGUCUUGACUGUGACGGCGAUGAACUGGCCUUUCGUAAGGCCAUCAACCUUCAGGUUGGUUACCUGAACUUCUUGCAUUUAAACCGGUGCGUGACACCGCCCUGGUGGAUUUGUGGACCACGGCCUUUGACUUCUGGCCAGCAAGAUGUUAUCAGUCGCCUCCGCAGACUCAGUGGUGCUUGGAAAAAAAUGGGCGUCAUCAAGGCAGACGCCAUGGGCCGUGUGGCGGCCAAACAAGAGCGCCAAGAAGAGGUGCUCAGGGAACUGUUGGUUUUUGCCGAAUCUAAUGUGGCUGACGUCAAGAAAUACCAGAAAAGUCGCUGUAGGAUCCAAAAUGGAAAACCUGUCAAUGAGCGCGUAAAGGUUGUCGGCAAGCUGUCAAAGGGUGACAUGACUGGUGCUCAAGUUAUUGUCGCCGAUAGGAUCAAGAUGGAAGGGCGUCCUGUUUUUGACCCACUUCCGUUUUUGGAUGAGAAAUCAAAAAGGCUAUAUGAAGAUCCUCUUUCUUGCGGUAUUGCUCCUAGCAUCCCUGAUUUGUGUCCCCCUCGUGUUCGAGUACACGCCGACCUCGAUGAGAAGGUCAAAUUGUUGCGUUUGCUGGAAUCAACUGGUAGGCUUGGUUUUCGAUCUAAAGCUGACAUUGUCGAGGGUUUUGGCAACGGCUUGUUUUGCGUGCCCAAAAGCACCAAAGUUGACAGACUCAUUUUGGAUGGGAGGCCUGCGAAUUUGCUUCAGUCACCCCCCAACCAAUUCAUCAUGACCAUGGCCUCUCCUAACGCUAUCCUGGGCAUGCAUUUGCUUCCGGGAGAGAAGCUGCUGAUGACUGGAGAUGAUUUAUCGAAUUUUUUCUACACGUUUCGUGUUAAUGAGCGCAGGAUCAGUCGAAACUUUUUGGACUGGAAAAUUCCCAUUUAUGUGGCUAAGGGUUUUUCUUCUUUUCCCGAAGCUCUCCAAGAAGAACCCUAUGUUUACGCUUGUCUUGCUUCAUUGGCUAUGGGUGAUUCAGCUGCGUGCGAGUACGCUCAAACUUCACAUUUGGCUAUGGCAUUACAAUGCGGGGCCCUUCAAUCCCAUGAGCUGUUGACUAUUCAUGGUAAGACCCCUCGUUGCAACACUGUUGGUGGCAUUAUCAUUGAUGACUUUUGUUUGCUGGAGAAGGUUCCCAUUGACUCUUCGGACAGCCCUGAUUCCAACGACCGACGAAGUCGUAUGCACGACAUGUACACCAAAGUUGGCUUGCAAGCACAUCCCGACAAGGGUUUCAGCCAGCAGGAAGUUGCAAGCUUCUGGGGUGCUGACGUGGAUGGUCUCGAAGGUCUAGUCCGCGGUACCUUGAUUCGCGCAGCAUCUUUGGUUUGGGUCACGGCAGAGGCCAAGAACCCUGGCCCUAGAAAAGUUGCUGCUAGGAAAGAAAAAGAUCCUCUUGACCUGGAUAAUGUGGAGCUCAUCCGCCCUCAGACCAACGCGAUUGGCGCAUGGUGGCAUUGGGGCUUUGGGGGACCUUUGGAUCAUAAGGUCUUUGGUGGUCUCUUUGUGGGGGAUCUCAAAGAGGGCUGGGCCCUUCGGCGCUUGGUGACCGAGUUUGCCCGUGAGAUCAACGAUGCCGAAGCCGAUGACACGGCCGGUGGUGAUGACGAGGGUGGGGAAGAAGAGGAGCUGGAAGAUGAUCAGCCCAUUGAAGUUCAUGAAAUGGAGGCCACGGAGGCCCCUGAUCCAGCUCUUGCAGCUGCAGAGACUGCAGCGACGGCCAGUCCUGGUGAACGACCGACUCCACGGGAAAGCGUCUUGGUCCAAAUUGGCCCACGCGCAUUACCUGUCAACAAGUUGAUUGGCCAACCGCCUGCAGAGCCAACCCCGGAGAAGGUGCUGAACAACGCCAACAACUUUCACUCAGUGAAAGUAGAAUCUGAUGGUUAUGAGUGUCGACUUUGCUCUGCGUUUGCACCAGAUUUGAACUUGCUGAAGUCAGUUCCUUGUGUACGGGGUGAUUCUUCAUCAACCUCCAAAAAGAGCAACGCAGGGGCUUUACGUGAGGAGCUAGACAAGCUUAAGAAAUUAAAAGAGUUACAAAAGCUUCAGAACCACUAUGCUUGGUUGCUGGACCAGCAAAAGUCUUCGCGCGGCUUGCCAAAGUCCUUUGUGCCGGCCACCGGUGCAACACCACCUCUUGGUCAGCGCCUCAAACAAGAAGCAUCUGAGGUCAGUAGUGAUGGAAUCUUCUUGCAGUUUCUCAUUUCCCCAGAGAAGACUGAGAAGACCAUCCAUGUGCGCGAGGAGUCUCCACAGUCUGUUGCUACAACUGUGCAGAAGGGUAGCAUUUGGGCACCAACACCUGACUCCGUACUGGCUGAAGAAGCUGCUGUGAAGGCUGAAGAGGCUCCUGCUGAGCAUGAUGGGCCAGCCAUCGAGCAACCUGCAGCUUUGGAAAAGCCAAAGGAGUCAGACCAGGGUACAGAAAUGGUGCCCGUUGAAGUGAAUAGCCAUCAGACAGAAACCAAGCCAGACGCGCCAAAGGAAAAGCUGGGUGAAACUCCCACGGCUGUGAUGGCAGCAGCCACGCCAACAGGUGUGACUGAGGAUCAACCCAAAGCCGAUGAGAGCGCAGAGCCUGGGAAAGGCACUUCACAAAGUGAAGCCAGCCGUGAAGAGCAGCAAGAAAUUGAUGGCCCCAAGGAGGGUACCGAUCACGAUGAUCGUUCCAAAAAGCCUUCACCAACCAUGCCUGUGGCGCCUGAGGGUUUGAAGAAGAUCGAUCCUAUUGGUCCAAAGGAUCAGAUUGCACCCAAAAGCAAGGAAGAGGAAGAACCAAAGGAGCAUGAUCAGCCAGAAGAGGAUCAGCCAGAAGCGGAGGUCAAAGAUGAAAAGAAGACCAGUGCUGAAAAUGAACAGCGCCGCCCGGAAGAGCCCAGAGCUGGCGCCAGCGCAAGGGCAAAAGCAGCUGAGGCAAAGGCUGGCAGGGUUCGCAGGGCAAAGGCAGCGCCCAAGCAAGCAGCGAAAGCAAAGGCAGCGCCUGUGGCUGGAUCAAAGCGUGGACACAAAGACUCCGACUCCAAGUCGAAAGCGUCCAAAAAGAGCUCGGCCUAUCAUGCUGCUGUCAAAGCUGGUCGCGCUGCUGGCAAGUCUGAGGAUGAGUGCAAGGAGCUUGGACGCAUAUGCAGCCGUGGUGUGAACGUGGUGCAGGGGAGCGCUGAGUUGGCUCGGGGCUAG